Messenger RNA from Closterium sp. NIES-65, 801 nucleotides. NCBI's taxonomy places the organism in Eukaryota, Viridiplantae, Streptophyta, Zygnematophyceae, Desmidiales, Closteriaceae. The record is from the annotation of a GenBank genome assembly.
AUGAUCAAGGAGGGCAAGAAGGACCGCGCGCUGCUGGCGCUCAAGAAGAAGAAGCUUCAGACGGACGCGCUCGCGAAAUCGGACGCGUGGGUGCUGCGAGUGGAGCAGCAGGUGGGGGAUGAGUUGACUUUGAGGGGGAAGGGUGAGGGGAGGGGGCAGGUGGAGGGGUGGGAGGGGCGCGGAGUGGGGGGGUCGGCGGGGUGGGGUGGUGCGGGGUGGAGGGAUUGGGGUUGGGGGGGUGGGGGGUUGGUGCGGGGUGGAGGGGUUGGGGGGGUGUGGGGUGGAGGGGUUGGGGGGCUUGCAGACAUCGAGAUUACGAGUCGGCAGGCUCAAGUGUUUGAGAGCCUGAAGGCGGGGCACAUGGCGAUUCAGGAGCUGCAAAAGGAGAUCAGCCUGGAGGACGUGGAGAAGCUAUUGGGGGAGUCGGAAGACGCCAAGGCGUUCCAAGACGAGGUGGCUGCCAUGCUGGCGGGUGCGCUGUCAGAGGAGGCUGAGCUGGAGGCUCUUGCUGAGCUGGAGGCACUGGAGACAGAGCUCGCAAUGAAGGAGGUGGAGGAGGAGCUGCCUGCCGUGCCUGAAGUGCCCGUGCUGCCCGAUGUGCCAAAGGAGCCGCCAGUUAAAGCCCCGGCUAAAGAGGAAGCGGAGGAGGAGGGUGCUGCUGAAUCUGCUGAGGCUGAGGAUGGAACGAGCAGAGAACGAGGUGAAGGAAGGGAAUGCGAAAGAUGUGAGCGGAAGAAAGGGCUGUAUCUGGGGGAGCUGCCUGGGCUUGAUACGGAGGCGCUGCCUGCUGGUGCUGCCUAA